This is a messenger RNA of Canariomyces notabilis, 3263 nucleotides long. RefSeq lists its product as uncharacterized. The record is from RefSeq and is a predicted model, not a curated record. Gene Ontology annotation, molecular function: phosphorelay response regulator activity; protein kinase activator activity. The transcript has 2 exons. The coding region runs from base 319 to 2784 and encodes 821 amino acids. Gene Ontology annotation, biological process: osmosensory signaling via phosphorelay pathway. NCBI's taxonomy places the organism in Eukaryota, Fungi, Ascomycota, Sordariomycetes, Sordariales, Chaetomiaceae.
CUCUCUUAUCGAUCUUUCUCCUCUGAAAAUGCCCCUGCAAGUGGAAGCUCAGAGCUCUCUGGAAAGUGCAAAGGCCUGUAGCGUUAAUAAAAGUUGUAUGUGUUGCAGGCAGUGGCAAACAAAACAGCCCAUGACUGCAGACGGGAGAGAAAACAACAAAAAAGGACCCAAGCAUCAAUCCUUUCUUACGUUGUCAUCUCCGCUCCUUCAGCUCAACGACCGCAUUGCUGGUCACCCGCCAUUGCGAACUCACGCACCAUCAAGCUGGAGUCACCUGGAUCGGAGCACGGCAAGGGCUCCGUCUUCGGGCUCCCAGUGAUGGGAGACUUGAAGUCAAAACUCCGAGCGAAAUUUCCGCGGCGGAAUUCUGGCUUCCCCCCGUCCCUCCCAUCCAACAAGACCGGCGAUGGUAGCGGCAUUAGCAACAUCAGCGCUGAGACUAACCCGGCAGCGACCGGCCCCAAAGCGACCGAUCCAGCGGCUACAGCAGCCCCGGACGCUCCCGAGGCAUGCCAUAGUCCAGGUCUAAGCGGCCCCGACACGCGGCAAGCCACAAGGCUGGGGACGGCGAGGCUGGGAACGCAGCAGCAAACAGCGAAAGGAACAAGCAAACUCGGCGAUGCAACCGGCGGGAGCAAUGGCCAUGCAACUGGUUCCCCGCCUGACGCCGCGUCCGAUCCGCAUGCAAACAGGGAAAAGAACGGUGAAACGACCACUAAUAACAGCCCACCACGGCCUGUGCGAGUAGCAAGCAUGCACUCCACCCCUAAAGACCCCAACAGCGAUGCGAACGACGCGCACUCGAAUGAACGCCGUCGAUCAGCAGCUAGCAGACUCGAGAGUGUCAACGAAAAAUCCGUCGAUGGCAGCAAGAAAGAGCUGACGCCAAGCAACGCUGCACCCACCGGUGAAUCGGCGGCCCCGGUCCCCACAGCCACCGACGCCGUUCGCAGAAUCAGUCUGAGCGACCCGCCCACCCCGGACACUCGACCUGCCGAACCUGUUCUUCCGCCGUCGGCCACCAAAGACCCAGCUGGCCCGGCAUCAAACUCGCAAUUGCAUCCAUCCAGCUCGCUUACCCGCCCGCCCGCACCGCCAAGGCGACAAAGCUUGCUCCCGAGCAGACAGACAACAUUGAUCCGGACGCUGCUCAGCUCCGGAGACCUCGAUCCAACCACCGCCGAUCAGUUACUCCCGAUCAGCGCCAACAUGGUGACGCGGAAAAUCUGGGUCAAGCGACCGGGCGGGUCGCCCACUCUCGUCUCGAUUAGCGAGGAAGAUCUUGUUGACGAUGUCCGCGAUCUAAUUCUGCGAAAAUACGCCAAUUCACUAGGACGUCAAUUCGACCCUCCCGAUGUGACGUUGCGGAUUAUACCACGAGAACAGCAGAUGAAGGAACGUGCCCUGGGGCCCGAGGAGCCAAUAGCGCGUACGUUGGACGCAUACUUCCCUGGAGGACAAACAGUCGAUGAGGCAUUGAUCAUCGACGUCCCUCAUCGUCGCACCCCCAGAGCCUCGCCCAGGAGCGGACCGCCGCAUGCCCAGCACGCUACCUCGGCUGGCUACGAAGACGCGCUGGCCGUGGACUCAAGCACCGACUAUUUCGGGCCCGGCGCUGUUGCCCACAUCCCAGUGACGAUCGCCGGCACCGGAUCGGGCGGCACGCCUCACGCCAUCUCGGUACUGAACACGGGACAAGUGCCCCAGAUCCCUUCCCCCGGCGGGACAAGAUCGAGGGGCUACCGGGAACGGCCAGAUCGACCGCGACUAGGAAGGCAGCAUACAUCAUCCCCCACCAUACUCAACGUUGUCGGUGCCGGAGGGCACACGGCCACCAUUGCCGUCUCCGCAACCCACGGUACGCCGCAGGCAUCCUCGAUAGCGCGUUCCAGGACUCAUUCAAGUGCUUCUUCAGAACAGUUAGUCAACGCCCAAGCCGCCCCCUCUGCGCCGCCAUUGCCGACACCGCCAGCCCAGGAACCAACCCCCGCCGCCGCCCAGCGAACCACCUCUCCGCCGCCCAGAACAGCCUCCCCGCGCCCCAAUCCCGUAACGCGGCCAAAGAAGAAAAAAACCAGUGAGCCCCCCGCACUACCUGCCGGGAUGCUCAACGGAGGUGUCCCGCCCAUCAAUGUCCUGAUUGUCGAAGACAAUCCCAUCAAUCUGCGCCUCCUGGAAGCAUUCGUUAAGCGGUUAAAGGUGCGAUGGCAGACGGCCAUGGACGGUCGCGAGGCCGUCAACAAGUGGCGCAAGGGCGGCUUUCACUUGGUGCUGAUGGACAUCCAACUGCCCGUCAUGAGCGGACUCGAGGCUACACGGGAAAUCCGCCGCCUGGAGCGACUAAACUCGAUAGGUGUUUUCUCACAGUCCUCGAACAACAAUAACAGCAAGCCUUCUGCUGCUGCCGACGGCAAAACCAACGGCGGCGGCGAGUCGGAAGGUGGUGCCAAGGAUGAGACCAACGAGGAGGAUAAGCUCAGCAAUAGGGAACUGUUCAAGAGCCCCGUCAUCAUUGUCGCCUUGACAGCAAGCUCGCUGCAGAGCGACCGACACGAAGCAUUGGCGGCGGGUUGUAAUGACUUUUUGACCAAGCCCGUUACGUACGUCUGGCUUGAGCGAAAGGUCAUGGAAUGGGGCUGCAUGCAGGCCCUCAUCGACUAUGACGGUUGGAGGAAGUGGAAGUCGUACUCUUCGCAGAAGUCAGAGGAGGAUACGGCUGCGAAGAAAACCAAGGCGAAGAAGGCCAAGCAGGCGCCCAAUAGCUCUUCCUCAGAGGGUCAAUGAGGACACCAUCUCGUGCUCGUACAACCGCGCUGUACGGCCGCUUGUGCCGACCGGAUCUCUUGAGCUCUGCGGCGUGGAAUUGGACAAAACGUGUGGAUGGGCGGUAAUCUGACGGCCUGGGUAUGGAGGGAGUGGAAUGCGGUCGUAUUUAGCGGUUGGUUGUUCCUAAUGGUGUCUGUUGUGUUUCCCUCAAUCGUCCCCCCCCCCACCUACCUCGCUUUACUGUAGCCAUCCCCUGUACCACCGCCCCCAACAGAUAGGAGGUGCAUUGAGAGAGCCUAUCCUGUGUAACUUAGCGUGAACGAGAACGAGCGUUACAUGUGGGAGUUAGUGCUCCCUAUAGAUGUGCAGGGUAAUAUGUACAUACGAAGUCUUAGACGCAUUGCUGUUCAGGGGUUGACGUGGGAGCAAAGGGAAAGCAGGAUCGGAGUUAAAAUCGAGUAUUGGUCAUUUGGAAAAUGUUGGAGAUGUGGUGAUUC